GCGCAUGCUCUGGGGUAGUUCGCAGCCGGGCCGGAGAGCGGUGGAGUUCCUUGUGGUCCAUCUGCAGCGAGGAGGAGAACAUGCCACCCAAGCGCAUAGCUAAGAAAAGGUCACCCCCAGAAGAUGCCAUCCCCAUAAGCAAGAAAGUGAAGGACCCCCGUAACCCAGCAGUGAGGGCCUCUGCCUCCCGCCGCGUUCCCGGCGCCCGCUCCUGCCGAGUCUCACACAGGUCCCACGGCACAGAACCAGGCUUGGUGCUGACACUGGGGCAGGGCGACGUGGGCCAGUUGGGGCUGGGCGAGAAUGUGAUGGAGAGGAAGAAGCCAGCCCUGGUCCCCAUUUCGGAAGGCAUUGUGCAGGCUGAGGCUGGAGGAAUGCAUACCGUGUGUCUAAGCAAGAGUGGCCAGGUCUACUCCUUCGGCUGCAAUGAUGAGGGUGCCCUGGGAAGGGACACAUCGGUGGAGGGCUCAGAGAUGGUCCCCGGGAAAGUGGACCUGCAAGAGAAGGUUGUACAGGUGUCAGCAGGAGACAGUCACACAGCGGCCCUCACCGAGGAUGGCCGUGUCUUCCUCUGGGGCUCCUUCCGGGACAAUAAUGGUGUGAUUGGGCUCCUGGAGCCCAUGAAGAAGAGCAUGGUGCCUGUGCAAGUGCAGCUGAAUGUGCCUGUGGUGAAAGUGGCCUCCGGAAAUGAUCACUUGGUGAUGCUGACAGAUAACGGUGACCUCUACACCUUGGGCUGCGGGGAGCAGGGCCAGCUGGGCCGUGUGCCUGAACUAUUCGCCAACCGUGGUGGCCGGCAGGGCCUUGAACGAUUCCUGGCCCCCAAGUGUGUGAUGCUGAAAUCCAGGGGAAGCCGGGGUCCUGUGAAGUUCCAGGAUGUCUUCUGUGGCGCCUACUUCACCUUUGCCGUCUCCUGUGAGGGCCACGUAUAUGGCUUUGGCCUCUCCAACUACCACCAGCUUGGAACCCCGGGCACAGAGUCAUGCUUCGUACCCCAGAAUCUGACAUCCUUCAAGAACUCCACCAAGUCCUGGGUGGGCUUCUCUGGUGGCCAGCACCACACGGUCUGCAUGGAUUCAGAAGGAAAGGCCUACAGCCUGGGCCGGGCUGAGUAUGGGCGGCUGGGCCUCGGGGAGGGUGCCGAAGAGAAGAGCACACCCACCCUCAUCCCCAGGCUGCCAGACGUCUCCUCGGUGGCUUGUGGGGCCUCUGUAGGGUAUGCGGUGACCAAGGAUGGUCACAUUUUCGCCUGGGGCAUGGGCACCAACUACCAGCUGGGCACAGGGCAGGAGGAGGAUGCCUGGAGCCCUGUGGAGAUGACAGGGAAACAGCUGGAGAACCGCGUGGUCUUGUCUGUGUCCAGCGGAGGCCAGCACACUGUCUUGUUAGUGAAGGACAAGGAACAGAGCUGAUGAAACCCCUGAGGGCCUGGCUCCAGCCCCUGGACUCCCUCCUGGAACCGGGAAGCAGUGACAGCUACAGAUCCCAGCAGCCCUUCCCCCAACCCCGAGCACUCUGUCAACUUCUGCCUUUUUCCCAUCAGCAGAACAGAAUCCCUUUCUUCUUUUUCUUCCUCCUUUUGGGAAUCAUCCUAGGACCCGCAGAAGGAGGUGGCUGGAAGAAGGGAGGGAUUUGGGGUUAGAAGGAACACUGUUCAACCCAGACCUAUGUGGCUAGACGCCCCCCCCCCCCCCAUUCCUGCUUCCCAUGGUUCUGGCUGGCCCUGGCCUUGUCUCCCCAAAAAAACUAAACUUCCUCCCCUGGGCAUUUGGUGUCAACACUCAGAAUAGUUGGGGCUCCAUCAAGCCCCACCCUAGUCAUGUGCAACUUUUCCUGUUCCUAACAGUCCACAGGCAGACAUGGCACAGUCGCCAGCUGUCAUGGCCCCAUGCCUGGAUAAGUGGAGAAGAGGCAGGGCUACUCAGCCAUGGGCAACACUGAGCCAGACAUUUGGCUCUGAACAGGUGUUCGUGGGGCAAAAAGGACAAUGAUCCUCCAUGUGACAGAGAAAAAAGCCAACCAACCGAUCUCCCAGAAGCACAAAGCAUUCUCCUGUCCCUCAGACAUUGCCUGCUUAUGGCCCCAUCCAGCCUGCCUCACCUGCAGCCAAGCCGGGAACCCAGAAGGGAGACACUCCCAGCAGGGCAUGGUGUGAGGGGAGAGGGGGACAGAGGGUUUUAUAAACAAACUUAGAGCAAUACUGAGAAAGGGUGGAGGGAGGAAGAGGGUUGGAGGGCCAGGGGCUUGUCAUAAAAUAAGGAAGCAGCAGCUUGUACAGUAGCUGAGAAAAUAGUUUUGAUUUUUUUAAAAAUGUAAAAUAUUUUGGAAGGGAGAGUGAACUCUUUUAACACUUUGAAUAAAUUUAGAGUUUUAUAAAAACUGACCCCUUGUUUUAUACAUGAUUCCUGCUCUUUUAAGGGAGCACCUGUUGGCUGCCAGGCACUGUUGGGAAGGGCAGAAUAAAACUGUGCUUGUGAACUUGAUGCCAGGGCGAGGACUUACAUGAGGUCAAGAUAUCCGCUGCCAAUGUGGCUAUUCCCAGGGCUCUUGAAGUCUGCUCAAAUAAAAA
Molecule: messenger RNA, 2569 nt
Organism: Choloepus didactylus (southern two-toed sloth)
Lineage: Eukaryota; Metazoa; Chordata; Mammalia; Pilosa; Megalonychidae
Gene: RCC1
Product: regulator of chromosome condensation 1
Exons: 11
Coding region: 81-1412 (443 amino acids)
Cellular component (GO): cytoplasm
Molecular function (GO): guanyl-nucleotide exchange factor activity
Source: RefSeq, a predicted model, not a curated record